CCUGAGCACCCUCCCGUAACUGUGGAUUCAGCAUUUUUACCUUACUCCACCUUGCAGAGGGGGCAAAAAAUAAAAGAAAAGGAAGAAGCUCAGAGAGGUCAAGAAACUUAUUCAAGAUCGCACAGCUAGUUAGCUAAGGAUAAUUAUUCCAAAGCGCUCCCCAAUCUCCACAACGGGCAGGGUAGAAAGAAGUCCUCCGGGUGGAAAAUCGGUACAGUGGGUCCACAGAUCCUAAUCCCCACCUCCCUCUUGGCCCCUCUCCCCGCCCCUUCCUUCCUGUACCUAGUUUAACUUCUCCCAUCUGUGACUACACCUCAGAAACCCGUGUAGCAAGAGAUGGGGACUGAGCACACGGAGCAGGGCUCCUGGGGACCCUACUCUGGGGACGAUGACGAAGCAUAUUCCUCUGAGCCGCUGCCGGAGCUCUGCUACAAGGCAGAUGUCCAGGCUUUCAGCAGGGCCUUCCAACCCAGUGCCUCCCUGACGGUGGCUGCGCUGGGUCUGGCAGGCAAUGGCUUGGUUCUGGCCACCCACCUGGCGGCCCGUCGGGAGGCCCGCUCGCCCACUUCAGCCCACUUAUUCCAGCUGGCCCUGGCCGACUUCCUGCUGGCAUUGACCCUGCCCUUUGCCGCGGCAGGAGCUCUGCAGGGCUGGAACCUGGGCAGUGCCACCUGCCGUGCCAUCUCGGGCCUCUACUCGGCUUCCUUCCACGCUGGCUUCCUCUUCCUGGCCUGUAUCAGCGCCGACCGCUACGUGGCCAUUGCGCGAGCCCUCCCAGCCAGGCCGCGGCUCUCGGUUCCAGGCCGAGCGCACCUGGUCUCGGGCGUCGUGUGGCUGCUGUCAUUGCUCUUGGCGCUGCCCGCGCUCUUUUACAGCCAGGACGCGCGGCGGGAAGGUCUGCGGCGCUGCCGCCUCAUCUUCCCCGAGGGUCUCACGCAGACCCUGAAGGGGGCAAGUGCGGUGGCGCAGGUGGUCCUGGGCUUCGCGCUGCCGCUGGGCGUCAUGGCGGCCUGCUACGCGCUCCUGGGCCGCACGCUGCUGGCCGCCAGGGGGCCCGAGCGCCGGCGCGCGCUGCGCGUCGUGGUGGCCCUGGUGGCGGCCUUCGUGGUGCUGCAGCUGCCCUACAGCCUCGCCCUGCUGCUGGACGCCGCCGACCUGCUAGCCGCCCGCGAGCAGAGCUGCUCGGCGAGCAAGCGCAAGGACCUACUUCUGUUGGUGACCGGCGGCUUGGCCCUGGCCCGCUGUUGCCUGAACCCGGUGCUCUACGCCUUUCUGGGGCUGCGUUUCCGCCAAGACCUCCGGAGGCUGCUGCGGGGUGGGGGCUGCAGUCCAGGGUUUCACCCCCGAGGUCGCUGCCCCUGCGGGCCCCGCCUGUCUUUCUGCACGGCUCCCACUGAGACCCGCAGUCUCUCCUUCUAGGUCCUAGAGCGCGAACCUAGAGGAGGGGGCGACCCCCGCCCCCGAAACGAUUCCCGGGGAGGGAGUGGGAAAGGGGAGUAGGUGGGAGAACACUGCGCCAGAGGUAGGGACCUGUGCCCUGACACAUUAAAUUGAUAACAUGAAAAUGA
Echinops telfairi (small Madagascar hedgehog) is the source of this 1568-nucleotide messenger RNA. It is a transcript of the gene CCR10, whose product is annotated as C-C motif chemokine receptor 10. Lineage: Eukaryota; Metazoa; Chordata; Mammalia; Afrosoricida; Tenrecidae. Gene Ontology annotation, molecular function: C-C chemokine receptor activity. The transcript is spliced from 2 exons. Gene Ontology annotation, cellular component: membrane. Bases 337 to 1419 code for a protein of 360 amino acids. The record is from RefSeq and is a predicted model, not a curated record. Gene Ontology annotation, biological process: chemotaxis; G protein-coupled receptor signaling pathway; immune response.